UUGGCCUCAUCCUGACUCAUAGUCACAGAAAUACAGAGAGCAGCAAGCCGAAAGAUGGAAAGCAAGCCUUCCAAGAGCAGAGCCCGCACAUGCACUCCAGCAUUCAACCCUCAACAUCCAAAGCAGUAAAGAAGACACCGCCGCAUGUCAUGCAAGUAGAAGUAUCUGCUGAUAAACUUGCCAAGAAGAAAAAACUUAUCCCUAAGAUCAUUGUCACCGGCCCCUCUGAGGAACUGCUGUUGAACAGCUAUACGGACGAACUCCCCGAGACAAAAACCAUCCGGGAUUCGGAAGACUAUGGCCCGUAUACUGUGCACUCGAGGCCCAGCACAGUAGACGCUUAUAAGACUGCGGAGGGAGAGGAGCAGUGAGUGCGCCCACCGGAGAGUCGACGGCACUCAGGGGGAUCUUGGGGACCCUCCAGGAAAUCUAGCAGCCCAGCCCUGGGCCCCCUCUCAAUAAAUGGGAAUCCAUCGCAAUGAAUCCUUUCAUGGUUUCACUUUC
Messenger RNA from Elgaria multicarinata webbii, 504 nucleotides. It is a transcript of the gene SPATA33, whose product is annotated as spermatogenesis associated 33. The record is from RefSeq and is a predicted model, not a curated record. Bases 90 to 371 code for a protein of 93 amino acids. Lineage: Eukaryota; Metazoa; Chordata; Lepidosauria; Squamata; Anguidae. The transcript is spliced from 3 exons. Gene Ontology annotation, cellular component: cytoplasm; nucleus.